Cutaneotrichosporon oleaginosum is the source of this 786-nucleotide messenger RNA. RefSeq lists its product as uncharacterized. The record is from RefSeq and is a predicted model, not a curated record. Gene Ontology annotation, biological process: lipid metabolic process; response to reactive oxygen species. Gene Ontology annotation, cellular component: cytoplasm. NCBI's taxonomy places the organism in Eukaryota, Fungi, Basidiomycota, Tremellomycetes, Trichosporonales, Trichosporonaceae.
GUAAGUGUACACAGCUGGUGGGGUGGAAGAGAUAUAAGGAGGCUUGUGUGAGAGGGGACUCGGUAUCCAUCAACAUCAUGCUCGCCAUCUUCACUCUCCUCACUCUUCUGGGCUCGACUCUUGCGACCGACUGGAACAACGGCGGUGACGGCGGCCACGGCGGCGGCAACGGCGGCGGCGGUGCGCCUAGCAACGACAAGAAGCCCGUGCCCGCCACAUGGGACGGCACAUGCUACUACCCCCGCCCCGACCCCUACUUCGACCUCGACACCUACUACGGCCGCUGGUACCAGGUGGCGGGCACCGUGUUCCCGUACACGGAGGGGAGCACGUGUGUGGCGGCGUUCUACUCGCCCAACGACGACGGCACGGUCGCCGUCAACAACACGGGCCAGAAGGCCGACGGGUCGUACAACGAGGCACUGGGCGUCGCGCGCCCCGUCGCACCGUGGUACGGCGCCGCCGGCGUGUUCCAGGUCUCGUUCGACGGCGUGCCCGGCUCCCGGCCCAACCCGUGCCCCGGCCCCGACUACAUCGUGCAGGACUACACUGGCGACUGGGCCAUCGUGCAGAGCCGUAACUUUAACACCCUGUUCCUGCUCAGCCGCAACCAGCACCCCGGCGACGAGGCGAUCGAUGCUUGGAUCGCCCGCGCAGGCCGUCUCGGCUCCGACCUGAGCGCCGUUGUCAAGACCGGCCAGGACAACUGCAAGUACCUCUAAUGUAUUUGUUGUACUGCAUAAUGCUCGUUAGUGAGCCAUAUAGUAAAUGGACAAUGUCUAGACC